AUGGCUCUCUGUGAGGCGUUCCAGAGCAGGCUGGCCUCGGUGCUGGAGCAGCUCGCCCAGGAGGCCGUGCUGGAGAUCAGCCGGCUGUGGGAGGACGGCGUCGCCCUGGUGCAGGUCGAGCUGCGCCGCAGACAGAGCGAGAUCGAAGCCCUGAACACGAAGCUGAUGCUGAUGGAAAACGAGCGACUGACUGUGUUGAGUCAGACCACACAUAUGUCCUCCUCCUCUUCCUCCUCAUCAUCAUCAGCAUCUUCUUCUUCUUCUUCCUCCAGGAGAGAGCAGCACAACAAACUGCUGCUGCCCACAGGUGAAGGGCCUAUUGCAGAUUCAGUCCAGGCCUUGUGUCCUGAUCCGGUUGUCAGAGAGAAUCACACUCCUCCUCCUCCUCCUCCACCUGCACCACCUGCUCAGACGGAGGAGAUGCAGUGUGAGCAGCCCCGGCCUUACCUCUGUCAAAGGGACGACAUGGACGACAUGGACGACGAGGAUUUAAUGGUCAAGCUGGAGGACGAGGACGAUGUCCAGAUUGUGGAACAGAUAGAGGACUCUGAUCACAGCGUUAGCGACGGAGCCGGUCACCAGGAGACGGAUCCUAACCCCCAACCUGCCGAGGUCCUGGAGGAGCCGGAGAACCAGCCGUGGACGUCCGUGACGGUGGCCGACAGCGACUCUGCCGAGGACUCGGACUGCCUCUUCGAACCCAAGCAGCUCUCGCAAAACCUGGACUCGGAACUCCUACUCAUUCAGAAUGCCUUGGACAUCUUUGAUAACUCGGCAGAGACGGCGUAUUCGGACAGGUUCCUGAGGGACAACGGACAAGGUGCAUCGAGCAAAUCCAGGACUCCUCUGACUUUCAGCCAACCUCCGCUCAGUCAACCUCGAGAAGCCAUAAAUCUCCCGGAAAGAGGAGUGUCCAUCAGAUUCCUCUCAGAGAAACAACAACAGACUAAACACGUGUCGGGUUUUAACUCUGACAGCCGCUUGUUCCUCUUGAAUGACCCCGAGUUCCAUAAAACUAUGGCGAGUCGCCGCAUUAAGGAGAAAUGGUUCAUCUGCCCAUUCUGCGGAAAGAGCUUCGACCGUAUCAGCCACCUGGAGAUUCACCAGCGGAUUCACACGGGGGAGAAACCCUACACGUGUGAUAUAUGUGGCAAGUGCUUUUCCCAGAGGAGCAACCUUCGCACUCAUCAGCGGACUCACAAAGAAACUUUAUCCCAAAACGCAAUUUGAUUCGAGAAUGACCUCUGUGACGUUUCUGUUUAGAUGAAUUAACAAAUUAUCUUUUAUAUUUUGAUAUUACUGAACGGUAAUGUAGCUGACUGAUAUGACUGUGCACUCACUUUAAACAAAAGAAAGUUGUAACCUAGCUUUGUUAUUUUUAAACCCAAGUGAGAAAUCAGAUUUAUAAAAAACACGCAGGGGACUCCAGCUGAGCAUUUUGACUUCUUAAAGGUCCAGUGUGGAGGACUUCAGGAGCUCUACCUGCAGAUAUAAACUUUAAUAUUUAUAAGGUUUGCCUUAAUAUAUAAGCAUCUGAAACUAUUGCUGUGUUUUGGGUAUUGUGUAUAUAUAUAUACAUAUAUAAGGAGUGGGUGUGCUGUGUUGCUUUGCCAUCUUUCUAUCAAUCGCUGGCUAUUGAGAGGACCUUUAUUUUUCUUGAAGGCCACCGUAGUUUCUCCUACAAGCCGGGAAAGGGAGCGUUAGACAAAGUGUGUUGAACUGGUUGCAGUCUGAAUCAUUAGAUGCCACUAAGUCCUACACACAGACCAUUUUAACGCUAUAGAAAAUGAUACAAUUUGUUAUUUAAUAUCUGGCCGAUUUGAAAUGAGUCACUGUGGCUCAGAAAACUGUU
Messenger RNA from Limanda limanda (common dab), 1852 nucleotides. Its product is annotated as gastrula zinc finger protein XlCGF48.2. The transcript has 2 exons. The coding region runs from base 1 to 1230 and encodes 409 amino acids. Gene Ontology annotation, cellular component: nucleus. The record is from RefSeq and is a predicted model, not a curated record. NCBI's taxonomy places the organism in Eukaryota, Metazoa, Chordata, Actinopteri, Pleuronectiformes, Pleuronectidae.